Messenger RNA from Cyclocybe aegerita, 5364 nucleotides. NCBI's taxonomy places the organism in Eukaryota, Fungi, Basidiomycota, Agaricomycetes, Agaricales, Hemipholiotaceae. The record is from the annotation of a GenBank genome assembly.
AUGGGGGACAGGGGAGCCGGAAAGAGGGGCGGAGAGAAAGUGGAUGGAUGGGGGAAAGGGAAGGAAGAAAUUUGGAAGAGUGGGAGACGUAUUUAUACUCUCGCCAAGAGAUGUAUAAUCUUGGCCGAGGAGGAUGCAAAAUGGCGAUCUGGAUCGGGCGGGUGUGUGGAAGGGCGUGACAGUGACUGGGUUGAGGGUGUCCGGCGCGCAGAGUUACCGCGAGAGCCAUACGCGCUGCAAUCGCACAAUCCCUUUACCGUCCCCGCCGUCCGCCGUCCCGCCCAGUUAGUCAUCCACCAUUGGCCAUCGCAGACUGCCAUUCAGCGGAUCCCAGCACGUGCCCCACGCGCGUCAUUCCCUUCCGUAGCGAUUACACACGACGCGACGACUAUGAACCCCAACGCAUUCUCCCAGCAAGGCCCAUCAGGCAUAUCCCCAGCCAUGCUGAACUCGUUCCAGCACCAGCAAAAGCAACCGACCACUCUGAACCCCGCCCAGCUCCUGAACGGGACUGGUACGAACAUGAACAUGAACUCAAUGAACGGCAUCAACCCCGCCCAGCUCAUGCAGCAGCAGAUGGGUGGAAUGGGUAGCAUCAAUCCAGCUGCCCUGUCUGUGCCGUCGCCAUCGCCCCAGCAGUCGCAGUCGCAGUCGCUCAACAUCAACAACAUGCUCUCCGCCGUCGGCAUGUCGAGGGACCAAUUUGCCUCGCUCUCGCACCACCAGCAGCAGAUGGUCGGCGCCAAGUACAUGGCCAUGGCCCAGCAGCAGCAGCAACACCAACAGCAGCAGAUGCAGAUGCAGCAAGGCAUGCAGAUGCAGAGUCACCAAAGCAUCGGCCAGUCCUAUGACCGACCGUCGAGCUCGGCCUCGUCGCAUUCCCAGCCAGGUCAAGCCCACAUGAUGCCCCCGCCUCCUCCCCGUCCACCAACGGCCCAGGGUGGCAUGCACCAGCAGUUCCCUGCGCAACAAGGACAGCACAUAUCGCGACCAGGUACGGCGCUUUCUCAUCGUUCGCCGACGAUUCCUGGUCCGGGUUUAGCGAUGAUGGAUGGUCAGAGGCCCCAGAGUUCUCUUUCACAGCGCGACGGAAUGAAUGGCUUUAAGCCAAGUCAACAGCAACAGCAAUUCAACCAAUUGCAGCAGUCGGCCUCGAGCUCAAACGCACCGACCCGGAGUCCUUCCCAACAAGGAAAUCUUCCCAGUCCACAGCAGCAACAAGCCAACCAGAACGCGAAUGCGAACCUAUCUCAAAUACCGAACUUAGGCCCAAACCCGCCCUACCCCCUCAGCACCUCGCCAACAAACCGCGGUGCAAAGAGGAAGGCGACAGGGGAUGUGAUACAGGGGAAUAUGAGCGGAAUGGGGAACAUGAGCGGCAUGGGAAACAUGGGAAAUGUAGGAGGUAUGGGCCACGUUGGUGCUAUGGGUGGCAAUAUGGGUGGUAUGGGUGGAGGCAUGGGCGCCAUGGGGGGGAUGAACCUGAAUAUGAACGCCAACGCCAUGGGUAUGGGCAACAUGUCCGGCAUGAACAUGGGUAUGGGGGUACCAGGAAGCCCACGUAUCGGUUCCAGUAUGACCAUGGGUCCCCCUGGCCUGCCCCGGAGCGUCUCAGGCGACAAUAUUGGUAUGGGCAUGACUGGUAUGGGCAUGGGCGGCGGAAUGGGUGGAAACGUGGGUGGGAUGGACAACGCGAACAUAAACAUGAUGAACGGCGCGCGACAAUCCCCUCGCCCCCAGAGCUCGAUGGGGAUGAGUGGAAUGGGCGGUAUGGGCAACGUCAACAUCGGUGGUGGCGGAAUAGGUAACAUGAGCAAUAUGGGCGGCAUGAACAAUAUGGCCAGCAUGAAUAACAUGGGCAACAUGAACAUGGGGAUGGGGAUGAACGUUGAUGUUCCAGGUCGUAUGGGUCCUCAGGCCAUGUCGAACGCGCCUCAAGGCAUGCGAACCAGUAACAUUGGAAGCCCUCAAACCCCAAUGCGCCAAGGUUCGCUGCCGCCUCAAACACCCCUACCUGCACAGCAAAUGCAGAUGGGAAUGGGAGGGAUGCCACAAGGAAGCAUGGCUCCGCAGACCCCAAUACAAAGCCACCAGUCGAUGCGACAGGGCUCCGUACCACCCUCUGCUGCUGCUGGACGAGGUAGUUUACCACCUGGAACAGGAGGCCCCAUGGGUAUCGGCGCCCCAUCCAGUCCUCUUCCAGGCGUCGCCGGUUCGCAGAUAGCACCAUCGGUGUCUGCAUCUUCCAUUGGUUCGAUGUCUGGAGCGGCGUCAGCAACGGCAGCGCUGCCCUCAUCUGCAGGUGUAACAGGAGGUGCACCAAUUGGAGGAAUCGGUCCACCGGGUUUGAGUGCGUCGGCGUCUAUCUCAUCGACCUCCGGGCCGUCAGGCUCCGUCCCACCUUCGACCUCAUCAGCUACAGGAGCGCCAGCCCUUCCACCCUUGCCUACAAACGUCAAACUCAACCCCGCCACGACAGCCAUCACUGCCGUGCCACUCUUGACGUCAACAUCUGUCAUACCCGCCUUGGAAGAUGAAGAGCUACGAAAGAUCAAGGAGUGGAUGGAAAUUGACAAGGCGUAUGAUGCUCGCUUACGCACGAUGCGCCAGAGGGCGGGAGAAGAAGCCAGAGUGGCUCUUGGUCUCGGCGGGGGCCCGGUUGUAGAUGGCAAUACACGUAAUAAGGGCUGGGCAGGUUCAGGUGCGAUUACAUGGUGGGAGCGCGGUGCACCCGGCAACGGUAUGGGUAAUUGGAAUCGGUACAGGAGAGGUCGUGAGGGUUUCGACGUGAGGUAUCCGAAGGUUCGCAGAGACGGGCACGGACAGAGCAGGAGUGGGCGGAAAGGUGCAAAGAGGGAGGGGCUGAGGCUGCCGAGGAAGAUUGACCCGGAGGACGCCAACAGACCAGAGCAGCUCGUACCCAUCCGGAUUGAGUUUGACGUUGAGCAUCACAAGAUGCGGGAUACCUUCGUCUGGAACCUCAAUGAUCCCGUCGUAACGCCCGAAGCCUUCGCCCAGUCCGUGGUAGAAGACUAUGGCCUCGCGUCGUCCUACCAUAGCAUCAUCGUCAAGAGCAUUCAGGAUCAGCUAAGUGACUACAAUGCGCACAUGGCCAAUCUAGACUCGCACGACCAUGAAGACUCUGGGAUGAUAAGGGGCUCCCUUGACGAGAAGGAGACGAAGUGGUGGGAAGCUUGGAGACGCAAGCUGGAGAGGGACAGCGGGAACACCUCUUCGAGAGAUAAGGAGAAGAGACCCAAGAGAGAAGGCAGUAAGCAGCGGAGCAACAAGAAGAAGCGGAAGACGGUGAAGCAGGAGUCGGAGGAGGGUCAGGGUGAUGACGCCAGCAUGUUCGCGGACAACGAAUGCGAGUACGAUGAUGACCGGAAGGCGGUUUCGUUCGCUGGCGACGAGGAGGAGACAGACCUGGACAUGGACCUGGAAGACGAGUUCAAGCCACUUUCAAUUGAUGAGAUCAAGGUCAACGAACAGAACACGCACGAAGACAUGAGGAUUCUGAUCAAGCUGGACAUCAUUGUAGCGUCUAUUAAGCUCGACGACCAGUUCGAGUGGGACCUUGAUAACCCUGAUGCGUCGCCCGAGGAGUUUGCGGAAGUCUACACGCAAGAGUUGGGCCUUGGCGGCGAAUUCAAAACUGCCAUUGCCCAUUCGAUAAGAGAGCAAGUUCAGGCGUAUCAAAAGUCUCUCUUCCUUGUCGGUCAUCCGUCAGACGGCUCGGCUGUCCAGGAUGACGAACUGAAACAAUCCUUCUUACCGAGUCUCACAUCUGGUGCUCGCUCUGUCGGCGAAGUGCAAGCUUUCACUCCGUUGCUGCACUAUCUCAGCGAUGGAGAGCUCGAGCGCACAGAGAAGGAUAGGGACAAAGACCUCAAUAAGCGCAGAAAGCGGAACACACGCGGACGCAGGGGUGUUGCCCUGCCGGAUCGCGAGCCUAUCAGGACGUAUCGUACCCCUGCGAUUGGAUUCCCAGAACUGGAUGCUGCGACUCUCGCGGCGGCCGUGGCUGCCAACGCGCCUGUUUCACGUCGUGCGGCGGCUGCAGCUGCGUCGCUGACUAUUGCAAACAUGGUGGCCUCGGAGAAUGGGUCGACGUACAUCCCGCAGACGCUACUCCAGCAAGCACCACAACCCACGCCGCAGACAACGGCGCAAAAGGACACCAAGAAGCCGAAGGGAUUGUUCAAGGCUCCUACUUUUCCCCAAUCUGUUCUCCGGCCGAGAGCACUUGUUCACGCACCUACACCGUCCACUGCAGCGGAUACAUCAAACAUGCCACCUGGGCCUGUCGACAACGAGGCACCGCGGUCUUCUUCGUCUGCCAUACCUCCGCCAGAUAGUAGGUCAAACAAGGCCAUCACUGCGAAGAGAGCUAAGGAGCUCGAGAGAGAGGCGAAGGAAAAGGAAUUCGUUGAUGGGCAGCACCCUAAUUAUAUUGAUGGUGUGUGGCACUGCUCGAAUUGUGGCUGUCCGGAGAGCAUUGCCGUUGGACGACGGAAGGGCCCAUUGGGAGAUAAAUCGCAAUGUGGCACGUGCGGGAAAUACUGGCAUAGACACAGGAGACCACGGCCUGUGGAGUACAAUUCAGACCCUGACUUCCAUUCUGGUCUCAAGCAGAAGGAGGCAGAAGCCUUGCGCACGCCAGCGAAUAAGAAAAAGGGUGCAGCAGCGGCUCUUCGUGCUCAAAGUGCGGCGAACUCUGCUACCCCUCUCGCUGAUGUGUCGGAACCGCAGACACCGGCUCGAUCAAAUGGAGACCUGGAAGCAUCUUCGUCUAGGAUGUCUCCUGCCCCUACUGCUCCGAUCAUCGAUGAUGAUAGAGCCAUGUCACCUGUCUCGACUGCGUCCAGUGCAUCAGAAGCACCUCUGGCCCAAAAAGUGAAGAUGAACGGCGUCAACCACACCAAGGCUCCUGCUCCCACUCCUGCCCCACGUCCUGCGACUCCUGCCAGGACCCACCCCCCCGAACCAGCACAGCCUGCUCCUACUCCUGCCCCUCCUGCUCCCGAACCGACAGCGCCCCCAGCGCCGCCGGUUGUACCUGCACCCGCACCUGCACCUGCUGCAACACCGACUAGUCCUCCCAGAACAUGGCCUCCGCAGUGGUUGUCCCAGCAAAUGCAAAUUAUGCAAAGCAGAUAUCCCAACGACCGAUUCGAGGUUAUUCUGCGUCGCGUCGGUGCGACCACCACUGCUGAAUGGCGGAUCAAGUGUCUGGACUGUCCUGGCAAGCUGUAUACCCCUGGACCUCUAGAAACUCUCUCAAAUUAUGAAGUUCACCUUAAAAAUCGUCAGCAUAGACAACGCGUCAAUGAUCGUCUUGCUGCUGCAGCAGCUAACACAUAG